AUGGAGCGGUGCUCGCGACCGGUGCCGGGGGAGGCGGCAAGCUGCGGCCUCGCCAGGGCAGUCUGCGCCCCGCGCCCCGCCAGUGUGCCGGUUGCGGCGGCGGAUGGCCGACCCACCGCCACAAAGGAGCGCGCCGACACCUUGGCGCGAGUGUGCGCCGCCACGUCUGAUUUCCCUUUUGGGGAGCUUGACGCUGCGUUGCGGGAGGUGCGUCUCCGGAGUGCGCCGGGGCUUGGUGCGCUUCACUGCGAGGCCCUGCACCAACCGCCCCUCGCCGCCUGCAAGGAACUCGCGGCCGCGUUCAACAGGAGCAUCGGCGACGGUGGCACUCCGGAUUCCCGGGAAGUGGGCAUUGUGACUAUCCCGCCCCUCAAGCCUGGGAAGCCGGGCAAAUGA
Molecule: messenger RNA, 396 nt
Organism: Trypanosoma conorhini
Lineage: Eukaryota; Euglenozoa; Kinetoplastea; Trypanosomatida; Trypanosomatidae
Product: Tcoingi protein
Exons: 1
Coding region: 1-396 (131 amino acids)
Source: RefSeq, a predicted model, not a curated record